Messenger RNA from Planococcus citri (citrus mealybug), 1811 nucleotides. RefSeq lists its product as uncharacterized. The record is from RefSeq and is a predicted model, not a curated record. The coding region runs from base 342 to 1211 and encodes 289 amino acids. Gene Ontology annotation, cellular component: chitin-based extracellular matrix. NCBI's taxonomy places the organism in Eukaryota, Metazoa, Arthropoda, Insecta, Hemiptera, Pseudococcidae. Gene Ontology annotation, molecular function: structural constituent of chitin-based larval cuticle. The transcript is spliced from 4 exons.
UCUUAAGAGUAGUUAAAACAUAAAAGUCUUUUCAUAUGUGACGUACGUUUGCAGUUUUGUUUUCUUAUUUGACGGUAUUCUUAGAGAUGUUAACAAUUUCUAAGGUUCAUGAUAUGGUUUGAUUUCUAUUAAAAGCGUUUCAGUGAUGUUAAAAUUUUAUACGUUUGUGCUUGACCGGUUUGCUAUUCUAUUUUUAAAUUAUUAACAUACUUCUUUUUUUAUAUCAUCGUUAGAUCUAAUACCUAGGUCUAGAGAUCCUUUUUCUUCUCGCAUUAUUAGUCGUAGUAAAUGCGAAACCGAGCCUAUAUCAUACCUAUCCCUCGUACUACGAACAGUAUGGAAUGCAACAACCGAAUUUAUUUCACAGCAUCAAAAGUCAGUUUCACGCGCAAGAUGAAUAUGGUCAAUAUUCAUACGGCUAUAAUGAUGGCUUAAGUUCAAAAGUCGAAUCCAAAACAGCUGACGGAAUUACUCAUGGCUCAUACUCAUACGUCGAUUCAAAUGGCAUCGUUCAAAAAGUGAAUUAUGUAUCAGACGAUGUGAAUGGAUUCAGAGUUUCAGGGUCAAAUAUUCCGGCUCAGCCAAGUUAUCAAUACGAUGAAGAUGAAGAUCAAAAUGAAGUGAUCGUUGAACCGAGCGAAAUAAAUAUCGCGGUACCUUUGGCGAUGUCAAGUUCGGAUUUAGAGCCAGUAGUAACGCCCGUCAAGAAAAAUGCAACAGAGCAGACUGUCUCAAUAGAACAAUCCGCAAAAUCAGUCUCGUUAUUGAGCAAAACUGGGCCAACAAUUUCUACUUUAGUGCCUACAUACACUUAUGACCAAUCUUCUUACAACCCUUAUUCGCUUCAUACAAAUGAACUCGGAGCGAUAUCUGUGGGUUCGUUGGGGUUUUACAAUGUACCAGCGCUAUCUCCGGUCUAUGGGCAAUUUCAUUCGCAGGAUGAGCUGGGACAGUACAGUUACGGGUACUUUGGUGGCCCAUCCAGCAAAGUAGAAACAAAAACAUCAGAUGGUAUCACGAGAGGAGGGUACAGCUAUGUGGAUGCAAAUGGAAUUUUGCAAAGAGUUAACUAUAUUUCUGAUCCAAUAAAUGGAUUUCGCGUGCAUACGACAAAUUUCCCUGUAACAAAUUUCGCACAGUCGACUUACUAUCCGUCCGAAUAUCAAUUGCCUAAAUUUAAUUUAUUAUCUAAUCAGAAAACGGAGGGGUAAGAAAAAAAAACUGCCAACGUUUCGUUUAUAGGUAUGUACUUGAAAUUAGGUAAUUUUGCAUUCGUGAUUAAGGUAGGUAAGUAUUGUUUUGUAGAAUUCUCGACUUUUUUUUUUGUUCUCAUCGUUUGAAAAAAAAAUCAUAAAUAAUAUAGUUUCCUUAAGAAGAAAAUAUAUUAUACUUAUCUAAGCCUAUACACAGCUUAGUGGCAUCGUGACAUAGAACACAUUUCAAUAAAAAAUUACCACUUGUACAGAAAAAUGUAUUUUACUUCACUCGAAACAAACAAGUAGAUUUUUCAACAUUAACACCAAUUUACGAUACUAAAACAGUAAUGACCAAAUCAUAUUUCUAAGUAUUAGAGAGCCUUCUAUAAUAAAAUUCCUCUUGAGAAAAAUCAAUACUGCGGAGAAGAGAACUUUUUUUGAAUUUUUGCUUUUCUUAUUUUAAAGUGAUAUGAUGGCAUCUCAAUAUAAAUUGACCGAUGCUAUAUAAUACCGGCAUACUUACCGACUGUAAACGCGGGGAAACCAGAAUUGAGUAUUUUUCAAACUCUGUUUUUACAAGGGCUUUGUCAAUAAAAAUAUAAAAUUGAAUCGAAA